AUGCGAGCUUUCCCCUGUGCAGCUCAGCGCAUCAACUUGCAAUGGGCAGAUGAGAGCAGCUCUCGUGAUGACCAGAACGAGCAACGUGUUACGGAUUCGCAGGAGAUGAGAUUCAUGAAUUCCGCCAGCACUCUCUCAGCUCCACCUGAACGAGCUUCUGCUCUCCUUCCCCCUCUGCAUGCGUCCACCAGGCGGGCGUGGAUCAGCGGGCUUGGCAGCGAGGCAGGGGCAGCUGGGAGGGGCAGUGCGGGCAUGCAUGGGGGCGCCAUGAGGGAUGAGCGCACUCCCCAUGGAAACGUGCUGGCAGCGGGAAUCAGACAGGCUGCCCUUGAUGUCGCCUCACAGUGA
Closterium sp. Yama58-4 is the source of this 348-nucleotide messenger RNA. The record is from the annotation of a GenBank genome assembly. NCBI's taxonomy places the organism in Eukaryota, Viridiplantae, Streptophyta, Zygnematophyceae, Desmidiales, Closteriaceae.